CCCGCGAAAAUUCCGCGUUCGUCACUCGUAUUAAAUUCGCCGCCGUGGAAGCAUCAUUGAUCUUUCCUGCUAACCCCUAGCUCCGCAUCAGAAAUUGGCCAAAAAGAGCCCCGCAAUCGCACAAGUUGCAUUUCGUGAUAACAAGUAAUACACAAGAACCAACAUGUUUGAGGCACGCCUGGGUCAAGCCACCAUUCUGAAGAAGAUCCUCGACGCCAUCAAGGACCUGCUGAACGAGGCCACCUUCGACUGCAGUGACUCCGGCAUCCAGCUGCAGGCCAUGGACAACUCCCAUGUGUCCCUCGUGUCGCUGACACUGCGGUCCGAUGGCUUCGACAAGUUCCGCUGCGACCGCAACCUGUCCAUGGGCAUGAACCUGGGCAGCAUGGCUAAGAUCCUGAAGUGCGCCAACAACGAGGACAACGUGACGAUGAAGGCGCAGGACAACGCCGACACCGUCACCAUCAUGUUCGAGUCGGCCAACCAGGAGAAGGUCUCCGACUACGAGAUGAAGCUGAUGAACCUUGACCAGGAGCACCUGGGCAUUCCGGAGACGGACUUCUCGUGCGUGGUCCGUAUGCCGGCCAUGGAAUUUGCGCGCAUCUGCCGCGAUCUGGCCCAGUUCAGCGAAUCCGUUGUCAUCUGCUGCACCAAGGAGGGCGUCAAGUUCUCGGCCAGCGGCGAUGUGGGCACUGCCAACAUUAAGUUGGCCCAAACCGGAUCAGUGGACAAGGAGGAAGAGGCAGUUAUCAUUGAAAUGCAGGAGCCCGUAACGCUUACCUUUGCCUGUCGCUACCUGAACGCCUUCACAAAGGCGACGCCAUUGUCUACCCAGGUGCAGCUGUCAAUGUGCGCCGAUGUGCCGCUGGUAGUGGAGUAUGCGAUCAAGGACCUGGGCCACAUACGCUACUACCUGGCGCCCAAGAUUGAGGAUAAUGAAACAUAAGACAUGGCAGCAGCUGUUCUUUUUAUAUUUAUAUCCCUCUCUCUCGCAACCACUCAUCCUCCUCCUCACGUACAAUUCAUUCCUAAGUUUAAGCAAAUUCCGCAAAUUUUGAUCAAUAAAAAGCGAUACUGUAUAGUGUUAAA
Molecule: messenger RNA, 1089 nt
Organism: Drosophila kikkawai
Lineage: Eukaryota; Metazoa; Arthropoda; Insecta; Diptera; Drosophilidae
Gene: PCNA
Product: Proliferating cell nuclear antigen
Biological process (GO): mismatch repair; leading strand elongation; translesion synthesis
Cellular component (GO): PCNA complex
Molecular function (GO): DNA binding; DNA polymerase processivity factor activity
Source: RefSeq, a predicted model, not a curated record